Adineta steineri is the source of this 927-nucleotide messenger RNA. The record is from the annotation of a GenBank genome assembly. NCBI's taxonomy places the organism in Eukaryota, Metazoa, Rotifera, Eurotatoria, Adinetida, Adinetidae.
AUGAAGAAUAUUAUUUGUAUUGGUUGUGGAAUAGUUGGUUAUGCAACGUGUUUAUCCUUAUCAUCAUUAGGUCAUUCAAUGGUUGGAAUUGAUACAUGUAUGAUUGCUCGAAAUCGAAUGAUUAAUAUGAAUUUUUCUUGUUUUUCUCCUGAUGAAGUUAUGUUUGAAGAAAAAAUGAAUGAUAUAUUGGUUGAUGUUAUACUUAUUGCACUUCCAACACCAUUUUGUUCAUUGACAAAUACACUUUCAGAUGAAUCUAUAAUGUUAUCAAUUGGAUUAAUUUCAUAUUUAAUAAAGAAAAAAAAAGAUGAUAAUCCAGUAAUGAUCAUUCUUCAAUCGACUGUAUCAGUGGGUACAAGUAGAAAAUUAUUUAAUGGUUUAAAAUUAUUUAAUACAGAUGAUAAUUGUAAUUAUCAUUUAUUUUAUCAUCCAGAAUUUCUUCGUGCUGAAAAAUCUCAAUAUGAUGCUUUACAUCCUAUUAAACAAAUCUUUGGUUUGACUGAUGGAAAACCGAAAAUGGAUUUAUCAUAUUAUGAAAAUAUUCUUGAAGAAAUUUUUUCUCCAAUUGGAUCCUUUCGAUCGUCAAUAACAAUGAUGUCAUCAAGUGAAGAAGCUGAAUUUUUGAAAUUAGUACAUAAUUUUAGUAAUGCAAUGAGAAUAUCAUUUUCAAAUUGUUGUGCUCAUUUAGCAUCUUUACUUUCAUCGAAAUUAGAUAAAGAAAUUGAUGCAUCACGAGUAUUAUCAGUUGUAAGUGAAACAGCAGAAUCAUUUUAUAAUAAUAAAUAUGGAAUAAAACCUGGAUAUCCAUAUUCUGGUGCUUGUUUACCAAAAGAUAUCCAAUGUUUUAUGAAUAUAACUGAACAAUAUCCUUAUCGACAAUUCCUUGAAUCAGUUCAUCUUAUUAAUGAGCAAGAAAAAAAUAAAUAA